Molecule: messenger RNA, 1306 nt
Organism: Xiphias gladius (swordfish)
Lineage: Eukaryota; Metazoa; Chordata; Actinopteri; Istiophoriformes; Xiphiidae
Gene: crabp2a
Product: cellular retinoic acid binding protein 2, a
Exons: 4
Coding region: 256-684 (142 amino acids)
Biological process (GO): fatty acid transport
Cellular component (GO): cytosol; nucleus
Molecular function (GO): fatty acid binding
Source: RefSeq, a predicted model, not a curated record
CAUUUGGAGCGCAGCCGCUUAUAACUUGCACCGGCACAUAGAUCAGAGAAGAGCUCUGACAGUCGACCGCUCAUCCCGGGAAGAGGGCAGAAGUACGUGGACAGGCAGAGUCAAACCAUCCGGCGCGUCCACACACCCAGACCUGAUUCAGACGGGACAAGUGAAGUUUUUUUUGACGCACAGACGCGCACGAUAAGCAGCGCAGGGACCAGACUUGGACCUGAGAGUUUACCUAGAUCCUACUCGCAGCCUAUCAUGGAGCGCAAAAUCCCCGAUUUCGCCGGCACCUGGGAGAUGAAGAGCUCUGAAAACUUCGAGGAACUCUUGAAAGCUUUGAAUGUGAACAUGAUGCUGCGUAAGAUCGCGGUGAAGGCAGCCUCCAAGCCGCUGGUGGAGAUCACGCAGGAAGGAGAGACUCUGUCUAUUAAAACCUCGACCACAGUCCGCACCACCAACAUCACCUUCACUGUGGGGCAGGAGUUCAAUGAGGCCACGGUGGACGGACGUCCCUGCACGAGUUUUCCACGUUGGGAAACAGACAGUAAGAUCAGCUGUGAGCAGACUCUGCAGAAAGGAGAGGGGCCUAAGACAUCCUGGACCCGAGAGAUCACCAAUGACGGCAAGCUGAUCCUGACCAUGAGAGCUGAUGAUGUGAUUUGCACCAGAGUCUAUGAACGACAGUGAACAAGAGCACUUCUAACUUUUCGUCCUUCCAGCUCCCCUGUCCUGCAUCACCACUUGCGCUGCUACUCCCCUUUGUCAAGGCAGCGCUGGGAGAUAGCAGCCUUUAGUUUUAUUCCAGUGUCUCUGUUAGCUUCACUACACAAGUGUGGUAAUUGAACCUAGUAUGUCACAUAUCUACACAAUAGUCUUAGCUUCUGAGUUAUCUGUCUUUCCAGCUCCAUCAAAUGUAACCAGCUGGGUUCUAAACAUGGAAAUGUAUGUUGAAUUUUUUUGCUUGAUUUGCUUAGUGAAAGCUCAUGUAUUUGGCAUUGUGUUUGUGUGUGUGUGCGAGCGCGUGUGUGUGUUUGUGUGUGUGUUUGUGUGGCAGCAGAAGAGGUGUGAGACUAUAUCUGUAGAUGUGUAAACCAAUCUAUGAGCUCUUCCAGUUUCAGGUCAGUUUGAUGUGCCCCUCGCUCUGUAUCUUUAGGCCUGUCCCACAACUUUAACCUUUUCUAUGUCAUGAUGCCUUUUUAUAUUUAUUACUACAGUAGAGUCUGAUACAUUACUGCUAAGGUUUUUACUUUGUAUCUCUUUUAUAUGAAAUGUGAUCUUAGGAAACAACACCUUCUAUGGGAAAACAAUA